Messenger RNA from Fibroporia radiculosa, 1056 nucleotides. RefSeq lists its product as uncharacterized. Lineage: Eukaryota; Fungi; Basidiomycota; Agaricomycetes; Polyporales; Fibroporiaceae. The record is from RefSeq and is a predicted model, not a curated record. The transcript is spliced from 8 exons. Bases 1 to 1056 code for a protein of 351 amino acids.
AUGCCCGGCCAACCACCCGCCACCAUCAGUGCCGCUCCAACCAGCUUUGUCCUCCCGGACCUCAUCGCGCAUUGCACGUUUCCGCUGACGCGCCACCCCGACGGGGAAGCUAUCGCCGCCGCCUCCGAUCGAUGGCUUGACGACAACUGCCCAGACCUCUCGCCGAAGAAACGCGCAGCGAUCUACACGCUCAAGUCAGGGAUCCUUACCGCCCACUGCUACCCGAAUGCCACGGCGUCGCGCCUCCGCAUCGUCGCAGAUUUCUUGAUCUACCUGUUCCACCUCGACAACAUCUCCGACGCGAUGGCGGAGCGCGGGACCGAGCAGCUCGCGGACGCAGUGAUGAAUGCACACUGGUUCCCCGAGCGUUAUGCGCCGACCCAUUUCCAGGGAAAGGAGCAGCCUGAGGGAGAGUACAGUGCGAGUAGAUUGGCGAGAGACUACUGGUCGCGCUGCAUCAAGGACGCCAAGCCGGGGCCGCAGGCCCGCUUCAAGGAGAAUCUCGAGCUGUUCUUCGAGGCUGUGCAGCAGCAAACGAUGGACCGCGAGGCUGGAGUCGUUCCGGACCUCGAGUCGUACAUCGAUAUCCGGCGCGACACCAGCGGUUGCAAACCGUCAUUCGACCUCAUUGAAUAUGCCAUGGACAUCGACCUGCCCGACUUUGUAGUGGAACAUCCGGUGAUCAAGUCGCUCAAUCAAGCUGCGAACGAUCUCGUUACAUGGAGCAACGAUAUUUUUUCUUACAAUGUUGAACAGUCAAGGGGCGACACCCACAAUAUGAUUCCCAUUCUCAUGGUACAUCAAGGCCUCGUCUUGCAGGAUGCCAUCGACUACGUCGGACAGCUGUGCGCACAAACAAUAGACGGCUUUAUCGAAAACCAGCAGCGGAUUCCUUCGUGGAGUCCCGACAUCGACCGAGAAGUUGCACUCUACGUACAAGGAUUGCAGGACUGGAUUGUCGGCUCUCUGCAUUGGAGUUUCAUGACCGAGCGCGACGAAGUGGUGAAGGUGCAUGAGAAAUUGGUGGAUCUUCUUACUUUCCUUCUCGCUCUGUGA